AUGGCCUCGAUACUCGCACCAACACGAUCGGCGUUGUCCUUUCAAGGCCUUCGGCUCAUAGCACGGACAUCACCUGCGACUUUGAGAAGAGCUCUCUCGACUCUCCCCAACAAUGCACAUAUCGUAAGGACUAAUCAGCAGUAUUAUUACGAAUCAGAACUUAAUGAGACUCUUAGUAUGUACACGACCAACCAAACGUCUCCUCCAAGAUCCUUUCCCUCCUCCCGAAUGCGCCCCCAAUCGCCUCGCUGGCCAUCGGCACUUCGAAGCAAAUUCCGCCAACGCCAGAAGACUUCAUCGAGAAUCCCGAGUUCUUCAAUAUUCUACACUGGGUCAUCAAAGACAACGCGGUCAACGAUCCCGAUGUGCAAGCUCAGGCAGCUCUCUACGCGUCGCAGGCGGGCUCAGCGCUAGGAAGUGGAGGCGUGUUCUUCCCUCAGCAACGACAAGCGAAUAUGAAAAAGCGGGAUCGCAGCAGUAGACAAUUCGGCGGCGGCGGUGGAUCAGGCGGCGACGGUGCUGGUGGAGCGAGUGCGCAGGGUGGGAUGGGAGGUGCGGGACGAGGAGGCUAUAUCCACGUGAGCGACCAGCGGAAUCCACCUGAUUUUGGGCGCGUCGCUUGGCCAGAGGACAUCUUUGGCAGUCUGGAGGUUGAUGGGAAUGGCAAGUUUGUGGAUGGGCAUGGACGAUACCAGGAGUCUGGGACGUAUCGGGUGGUCACGAGAGAGGGUGUGCUGGGGUUGAGUCCCUUUUUGAGGGAGAAGCUGGUUGAGAAGCUGAGGGAGUUGGAUGCGCAGGCCAGACACAAUCAGUGA
Molecule: messenger RNA, 815 nt
Organism: Lecanosticta acicola
Lineage: Eukaryota; Fungi; Ascomycota; Dothideomycetes; Mycosphaerellales; Mycosphaerellaceae
Source: the annotation of a GenBank genome assembly